Molecule: messenger RNA, 4730 nt
Organism: Brassicogethes aeneus
Lineage: Eukaryota; Metazoa; Arthropoda; Insecta; Coleoptera; Nitidulidae
Source: the annotation of a GenBank genome assembly
CACUUCAUGACACUAGCACUAUGUUUAGGAGCAUCUUGUUUCUUGGUUUCCUUAUUUUCGCGAUAUUUUGUGAUGAGAACUUUAAUUUGGACAAUGUUUUAAAAAUACCCAGUGAUGAGGGAAGUUAUUUUGGAUACUCUUUAUUUCUGCAAAAUAUGGGAUAUAAAAACAGACUAAUUGUUGGAGCCCCUUUGAGUAAUAAAUUUGUAUUUGAAUGCGAUCCAUUGGGACUAAAUGCGAAAUGCUCUAAAGAAGAAUUAUUAGAUGAUUCGGUCAUAAAAUUUAACAAAGCGGCAAACACCACUAAUUUCUUUGGUUCUGUUAUUGAUGGUGAAGUCCAUGGUAGUACAGUGGUGACCUGCGCUCCAAGACACGUGGCCAGCAGUUUUCAUACUAGAGGAAUUUGUGUUGUUUACAAUACUAUUGGAGGAAAACAAUAUUUGACAUUCGAAGAUGAUCGGGCCAUUUUAUCGCAGCAUGGCAAAUCCUACUAUGCUGGAGCUUUUUCUCAAGCAGGGUUUUCAUUAAACUAUAUGAAGGGCGAAGAUUUAUUAGUAGGGAUGCCAGGUUUUGACAAUAAUUUGGGUAAAAUUCGCAUUCUCAAUUUAAAUACCUUUUCAACAUACGAAAGGAAAAAUCAUUUAUCACCAUUAGAAAAUUCAGAUUUUUAUUUGGGCUAUUCCAUAUCUUCCGGUUAUUUUGCAAAUGGUGAACGAUGGUAUAUAGCCGGUCAACCAAGGGGGAAUUUUUUGAACGGACAAGUCGUAAUAUUCAGAGAUAACAUUAUAAACUAUCUAAAAAGCGACGAGUUUGGAUCAUAUUUUGGAGCUUCUUUGUUGGUAGACGAUGUUACAAAUGAUCAACUAGAUGAUCUUUUUGUUGGAGCGCCAUCAAGUUCCAUGGAAAAUAACUAUGACCAGGGACAUGUUUCUUUCUACAAGUUUGAUUUGGUUAAUAAUUUUUUUUACGCGCCAAUUAAACUUUACGGUGAUGGGAAGUCUGGAUCCAAAUUUGGCACGACCAUGGCCAAGCUAGGUGAUAUAGAUUUGGAUGGUUAUAAUGAUAUUGCUAUUGCUGCACCUUUUGAAGAUAAUAGCGGUGCUGUUUAUAUUUUUAAAGGGUCGAAAGAAGGACCUAAGAAAAGCCAAAAAUUGACACCCAAACUAUUUAAGGCUUUCAACACCAGAGGAUUCGGCUUAGGGUUGUCAAAUGGACUUGAUAUUGAUAACAAUGGACAUAAUGAUUUUGCUAUUGGUGCCUUUAAGUCCGGCGAAGUUUUUGUAAUAAGAAGUAAAUCUGCAAUAGACUUAAAAGCAAGUCUAGAUGUCGAUAUUACAACAAUACAUGAGCAAACCAAAAGUCUUACAGCUACAUAUUGUUUUAUGUAUUCCCAAAGAACAGCAAGGGCUCCUGUAAAAAAUAUAUCUUUGGUUGCCACUUUAUCAGUUGACUAUAGAGCUGGAACAAAUACAUCUUUUCAAAGAUAUAUUUUAAUACCGACUCAAAAUGAUACAAAAUGCUUUAAGACCCUUCUUAACAUAAAUUUACGAUAUAAUACAGAUUUGAGUCCUUUUAAACUAUCUCUUAAGGCUGAUGUAAAAACUCCAAAUCUUAUAAUAUCAAAGAAUUAUGAAAUUUUGGAAAAAUUCAUUCCAUUAUCAGAUAAUUGUGGCGAUGAUAAUGUUUGCAAAUCUCUUUUAUCCAUUGACGUAGAAUCGAAUUUGCAAGAAAUUAUUUUAGGUAAAGACAACAUUUUGGAGACAAAUAUUCUUGUGAAAAGUUCCAAGGAGCCGGCUUUAAAAUGUGAAAUAAUUAUUGAAAAGAGUCAAUCAAUCGAAUUAAGAAAUGUUAAGGAGUGCAGUCAAACCCAUAAAGACAUUGUUUGUCCUGUUUCCAAUGCCUUUGUAGGCGAAAAAAAAUUGACAGUGCGGUUUGAUUUAAAAAAUAUCCAACCAUCCUUAAAAUAUAUCAACAUCAAUUUUAAAGUUAGAACUUUAUCAGGUGCUCUACCAGAUAGUCUUCUAAAAUAUCCCCUUAACAUUCCAAUAAAGCUCGUAAACAGUCCUUACCUUCAAGGAAAAUCUGAUCCUGAAGACAUCGAGCUUGGUGAAGAGAUCAAUUCAAUUUCAUUUACUCAAGUUUACACUGUGGUAAAUUCUGGACCAAGUCCCAUGAAAGUCGACGUCAAAAUUUUUUCCCCCGUUAUUGAAAACAUCAUCUCAAUAACUCGCACUCGAAUAGCUACCAAAGAUGAAGCCACCGAGUGUAUUAUCGGUCGAAAAGACAUCGCGGCAAAUUUAAAAAUGGAGGAUAAAAGUCUCGCAACUUUCAAGGUGCCUGAAAACAAAUCAAUCAGUUUAAAUUGUUUUGAAGGAACAUGUACUGAAAUUACUUGCAAUCAAGGGUAUUUGUUUGUUUCAGAGUUAACUGAGAUUAGUAUAAGCUACGAAGUAGAUGUCAAGGCAUUAGAGUCCAAAUUCAAGACAGAGUUUCUAACUAAAGAAGUUAUUAUGUUUUUGUCGACUGCCAAAAUACAAAACAUUACAAGCCAUUCCGCUACUUUAAUAUAUGGGAAAACAAACAAAUCCUUACCAAUUUGGAUAUACAUUGUUGCUGUGUUGGUUGGGAUAAUAUUACUAACUGUUUUAAUUUUUGUUUUAUAUAAGUGUAAAUUUUUCAAUAGAAGAUACCAAGAAAAAUUAAAAGAAGAAAAACUUUUGGAAGAUGAAAACCCUGCUAAUAGCAAUGUUGUGAUGUCAGAUUUAGAAGAUAAUUAAGAUUUAUUUUUAAUAAAACUUAAGUUUAAUACAUUUUUUUAUUUAAAAUAGUUACAACACUUUAAAAAAAUUGGUAGUAAUACUGCAAUACAUACGUAAUAUUUAUUAAUAAGCAAAGGGGUUUUCAAUAAAAGUCUUAUUGAGCAAGUUCUACAAAGUUAAAAGUAAAAAAUCAAUCAAUCAUACCAGUAAGCAUUAACGAUUAAUUAAAAUGUUGUGUGAUCUGCUCUUUUAAAGUUUUUGUCUAUUUGUAUAAAAUAAGUCACGCGAGGCCGUCAGGCCGAGUGGUAUAAAUUCUCAAGUGACUUAGGAAACAUAACACACGAGUGGUAUACAAUGUUUUAUCCAACAAGUUAAAGAAAUCGUUUUAUAUGAGAUAAUAAUUAAUAAGCUUUGUGAUCAAAUCAAAGCUACUUGCGUCUCAGUACCCUAUAAAUGUCGGAAAGACUUGACAUUGACUUUUUUACAUUUUGGUCAAAGUAGGUUGUUUGUUUGGUUGCCACGGGCAUGAUACAUUGUUAGCAAAUGUUUAAAUAAAUUUUGAUACUUGUCAGUUUUCCCUGCAGAAAAACGUAUAGAAAAUGGAGGAAACCGAUGAAAAUUACAUUCCUGAGGAUAUCCUUACGGAAGCGGAAGAAGCAGCGAUGCAGAUUUUGCCAGAAAAGUCCCGAGAUGCUUACGACAAGGAGAUCAAAAUGUUUGAGUCUUGGAUGAAUUCACGGAAGAUAAAAGGUAUUUGCAAAAAAAAUUAGCCCCAUCGUCGCUAUGGACCAAAUACCGACAUUUCAAAACAUGGCAAACUAACGAGCUUUUUGAAAAGUAAAUCACAGGGAUGCAAACCAAAGAAGUCCAAGACAUCAGAACGACCUGAAAUAGAGAAGUUUUUGAACGAAGCUCCCGACGACGAGUACCUGUUGAUGAAAGUGGCUUUGAUAAUGGGGAUUAGCGUGCUUGUAGAUGCGAUGAAUUGGUCAAUUUGAAAAUAGAAAAUAUUCAUGACAAAGGGAAAUAUUUUCACGUAGUUUUGCCAGACACUAAAACCAAGAAAUUGAGAAGUUUCACCAUACUUGAAGAAGGAUUUCCAGUUUUUUACAAAAAUGGGAGGGGAACCAGCCAGUGUGUGGGAAGAUACCUUCAAGAAUUGCAAUGUUGAAACUGAAAGGGACCAGCGCUCUACACCGGUCACUGCCUGAGAAGGUCUUCGGCGACUCUUUUGGCCAAUGCAGGGGCUAACAUGACUACUUUGAAGCGUCGCGGAGGAUGGAAGUCCUCGACGGUAGCAGAAGGAUACCAGAAGAAUCGGUGCAUAACAAAAUACAAAUUGCAGAAAAAAUGCAAGGUUCUAAUGCGUCGGCGUCUUCCAGCACUAUCAGCAGCUGUACCGAUGUGAAUUCUGCUUGUAAUAGUAAUAAAUAUAAUUUAUAGAGUUCUAUUGAAAACCCAUUUACUUGGAAUUAAAAUCUUUGUGUUCUUAAAAUUAUUUUAUUAGAUUGGCAAACUUGUAUUGGAAUUGAUAUUGGACAAGCUGGCUGUGUUAAUCGUACUCUUGCUCUUCCUCAGUUUCAUUUUCUCCUUGAUCUGUUGGUACCUGUUGGACUCUUUGUGAACGGGAGCACAUUCUGAAGGGGCGCAAAAACUUUUCGUUUUCUCGAUCUGCACUAUCGAGUACAAAUCGUAUCCGUUGGGGUUGUUUAUGACGGGGCUGGUGAGGAUGGCGCUUGGAGCCCUGCAAAGCGUGGAGUCCGAUUGGUUGUCUUCAGGGGUGUCCAGGUAAAAUUUGGGCAUCGAUUGUUGCCGGAUGAUGGGCACUUCCUUGGGGAUCGCGUCGAUUUUCAGGUAGAGGCUCUUGGACAUCCUCCUUUCGCGCAGGGAUUUCUUGCGGGUCGGUUGCUCCAAGCCGUUGGGGUCGAGCAAGGAGGGUUUUUGGUUGACCUCCGGGGUGCUCACUGCUUU